This is a messenger RNA of Anopheles funestus (African malaria mosquito), 2069 nucleotides long. RefSeq names its product pyruvate dehydrogenase (acetyl-transferring) kinase, mitochondrial (gene Pdk). Bases 320 to 1564 code for a protein of 414 amino acids. Gene Ontology annotation, biological process: regulation of glucose metabolic process; protein phosphorylation. NCBI's taxonomy places the organism in Eukaryota, Metazoa, Arthropoda, Insecta, Diptera, Culicidae. The record is from RefSeq and is a predicted model, not a curated record. Gene Ontology annotation, molecular function: pyruvate dehydrogenase (acetyl-transferring) kinase activity. Gene Ontology annotation, cellular component: mitochondrion. The transcript is spliced from 8 exons.
CUUCGCGUGAAAAGACAAAACAUUCAUACAUCAACACAUAUCGUGCGAAGUCGGUAAACAUUGAACCAAUUAUUAUAAUAUCAAAAGAAAAAAUUAUCGAAUGUAUUACAGCAACUAUCAACACCUACAGUGACCACUUAUCGACCCGGUCCGCAGCGGUCUGUGUUACCAAAAGUGGUAUUUCAAUUGAAAAGAAAAAGUAAAUCCCGGGCGGACCCGUGCCUCUUGACUGGAUCUAGUCAGAUGAGUUCGUAGUUGAACAGUGUUCUAUCAGUGACCUUGUGAGACACCGACAUCUACGAACGCCCGCGCCGUGAAAAUGAAACUUUUUCCCGUGCGGCUAUCCAACAUCAAUAAGAUGUUGGAUUUUUACUCCCAGUUUAAUCCAUCACCAUUGAGCAUUAAGCAAUUUAUCGAUUUCGGGUUAAAUGCAUGUCCUCGGAAAUCGUUUGUUUUCCUGCGCAAAGAGCUACCGGUUCGGCUGGCGAAUAUCAUGAAAGAAAUCACGCUGCUACCGGAAAGUCUGUUACGAAUGCCCUCUGUAGGUUUGGUUAGUGCAUGGUACGUGAAAAGCUUCGAGGAAGUGCUAGCAUUCGAGAAAACCGACCCAACGGAAACCAACCUAGAGAAAUUCUGUAAGUCGCUCAUCCAGAUUCGCGACCGCCAUUCCGAUGUAGUGCAAACGAUGGCCCAAGGUAUACUGGAGCUGAAGGAAAGUCGCGAUGGAGCUAUCGAACCGUCGACUGAACUCUCGAUUCAGUACUUUCUGGAUCGUCUGUACAUGUCGCGUAUCAGUAUAAGAAUGCUCAUCAAUCAGCACACUAUACUGUUUGGCGAAAUACCACAAACCGGACGCCAUAUCGGCAGCAUAGAUCCCUUAUGCGAUCCCCAUAUGGUUGUGAGGGAUGCGUAUGAAAAUGCACGCUUUUUGUGUGAUCAGUACUAUCUUGCUAGUCCCGAAUUGGAAGUCAUAGAGCAUAAUGAGAUUGACAAAGGCAAUCCUAUAAAGAUUGUGUACGUACCAUCACAUUUGUAUCACAUGCUUUUCGAGCUGUUUAAGAACUCGAUGCGUGCCGUCAUGGAACAUCACGGCACAGAAAACGAUGUGCCCCCGAUUAAAGUUACCAUCGUGAAGGGUAAGGAGGAUAUAUGCGUUAAGAUGUCCGAUCAAGGCGGUGGUAUUCCACGAUCGCAGGUGGAUCAGCUGUUCAAGUACAUGUAUAGUACUGCGCCGCAACCACCGAAAUCUAAAACAGAUUUACCAUUAGUUCCGUUGGCUGGUUACGGAUACGGCUUGCCCAUCUCUAGAUUGUAUGCAAGAUACUUUCACGGUGAUUUGGUCCUGUUCUCGUGUGAAGGAUACGGUUCUGAUGCAAUAAUCUAUCUGAAAGCAUUUUCAGAUGAAGCCAACGAGUUGCUACCAAUUUUCAAUAAAACCAGCACGCGCUUCUACAAGGCAACCGUUCCAACCGGUGACUGGUCUAAUCAGAAUUCAGAUAUGAACUCUAAGCAAAUGAACGCUCAAACAAGACGAGUUGGCUCUCUCGGUACAAACACAUUAUGAUCUUUUCCACCAACGGAGGAAGAUGUGGAAGGCGAUGACAGAGAACAAAAGUGACUGGAAAUCUGGAUCGGACAUCGCACAUCGUCAGUUAAUAAAUGAAAGCUGUUGCACAUGGGAUUCUGAUUUAGUUUGAAGUAUAUUUCGUAAAAGUAAUUUUAUGUUGCUCACAAUGAUAGAACCAACUUUUUGUUACGCAAACUCAAUGCUUUUAAUUUAAAUUUACCCUUUCAGUGAAAUUAUAAAGCGACAUCAUCAUGCUAAUGAACGCAAGUGUUAUGUCGUGCCCGAAGGCAGAAUGUUUUAAAGAAUUUUCAUGUUUUUUAUUACCUCCUUCAAUACUACGGUAAAGUCCUCCGCGCGACAUCACUGCUUCGUUCGUCUUGUUUCGUAUUAGAAUGUUACAAAAAUAACGUUUGAAUAAUCUAAAAGUAGUGUAAUAAAAUAUUUAUUUAUAUUAAUAUUAGUUCCGAGGUAAACGUAAUAAAAGUAACUAUUUAAUAACGAA